UGAAAUGGGUUGUGAUAUUGAAGUCUUAAGAAUUGGAUCGGAAUGAAAACUCCAGAGGACUGAUGAUUGAAAAGCCCCCCAGCUCGUCGAGUCAUGACUGGCUUUAUAUAAACGAAGCGUCGCUUUCUCUGGAUUCCGUGUCUCCGCUGGAGAUUCUGGUGUUGCAACUGGUCCGUUCCGUCUGAGUCAUAUACGGAGUUCCGUGUCCGCUGGCCAAACUUCAACUUCAACUCCCCCGACUAGUCCGAUUCCCCGAAUAACCAACAACUGUCGAUAUUCCAUGACGGGAGCCCGUGAACCCAAGGCGUGUCGGGCUUGUGCCUACGCCAAAGUAAAGUGCGAGGCCCAGACCGUCGAGGGCUGCAAGCGGUGUCUCCGAUUAAAACGGCAAUGCAUCAUGCAGGCACCGGGGGCCCACAAAAGGAAGCCCCAGAGACCAUCAUCAGAUGUCGCCAGGCUAGAGCGAAAAAUCGAUAGUAUGGCCGCGUUCCUCACCGCGUCACCACAAUCCUUACUGGCAGCAAGUCCUGCUGAAGGAAGUGGAUCCCGAUUUCCAGGGCAAAGUCCUGGACUAUCUAUCUCUUCAUGGGACAAACAAGCACUGCCAAGCGAUGAGGAAGCGAAAGAAUUGGUGAUGAGCUUUCAAGCGGAGAUGGCUCCUUACUUCCCCUUCGUUGUCGUACCCGCAGAUGUCAGUGUGUCUGAGCUACGACAGACGAAACCCUUCCUCUUCCGCACUAUUGGGAUGGUCGCGUCUCUGGGGGAUGCACACCGACAACUGGAGUUAGAAAGAAUAGUCCAGGAGUAUAUCUGCAACUCUAUAAUUCUGCGAGGCGAAAAGAGCCUGGAUCUCCUGCAAGGGCUGUUGGUCUACUUAUCGUGGUAUCACUUUCAGCUCCAAUCCGGUCCGCAGCUCUGCAGCAUCCUCCAUUUGGCUCUCGCAAUGGCGAAUGAUAUAGGCCUCAACUCCAGGCCGGAUAGAAGAACUGAGAUGGACCACACUAUCGAGGAACGACGAGCGCACCUUGGCUGUGUUUAUAUGAGUUCCGUAGUAUCUUUAUGUGCGAGAAAUAUGGACCCAGUACGAUACACACGGUAUACCGAAGAAUGCUGCCGGGUGCUUGAAGAUACGCGAGAUCACCCGACCGACCUCUACCUUGUCCGGCUCUCUCGAUUACAUCGCAUAGCAGACAGAAUUAAACGCACUUUUUGUUUUGAUGAAUACGACGCGAGUGGGCCUGCUCUAACAGCUCCUCUCGGGAUGUGCAUCAAGUCUUUCGAAACAGAGCUCCAGCAACUUAGACAACAACCGCUUACCCUUAAAAUGCUGCACAACUCAAUUGUCCCCAUACACUACUGCACCGUGGAGCUCUCGCUAUAUAAAAUCGCGCUCGACGAUGAUUUCCCAACAGACAGAUACGACGAUUACCCCCUUAUACGCCUCAACAUUCUGUACUCAUGUUUAACGACCUUGAAAGCGUUCUUCGAGAUGUUCAACUCCAUCCCGAGCGGGAUAUAUUUGAAACUCCCGUACCCCAUAUAUGCGUCCUACACUAAUGCUCUCGACAUCCUGUCCAGAAUCUUGCUCUUCCCGGGCGAAACCUGGGACCACGAAUACGCGCGCAGCGUGAUUGAUUUCCCAGCCGCCACGGGCAUCAUAACUGGUAAAGUAAAAACCGCUGUUCAGGAUCUGCGGCUUGAGCAACCUCUAUCUCGCAUUCCGGAUCAGCUUGCCGGGGUGUUGCUCAGGGUGCGUGGCUUGGAAGAACUCCAUGCAGCGAGACAUGCAGCGUGUGUGAAUCGGUCCGCCCCCUCUGGAGAUGCUCGAAUGGUUUCCGACGAGCGCACUCCCACAGUAUCUAGGUCUAGGGCUGUGCCUGUGCAGGAGUUGUCGUUUCAAUUGCCUCAUGACUUAUCCUGGCGGCUCCUUAACAUGGAUUGACACAUGCAGGCCUCGAAACGGCGCGUCCAUUCAUAUGUAUUUCAAUGAAAUUUUCAAUAGUCUAUGCUCGGGCUUUGUUGGUAUGGCAAUUGGACACUGUGCUUGCAUAGACUGCCGACGGACGCUGUAAACUAACGGAUUGUCUGGUAUGAUGCAAGUAAAGGAGUCACCGAGGGCCACGGUAGUUGACAGGUCCCUUCCUAGUCUCGAACCGAUCCUCACCACUACCUAACCCUGGACUAACAAUCAUUCAUUGCUGGUCUGGGGGAUCUCUGUUCGUCCAUAUUUCAAGUCCAGCUCCAGGACUUUGCGCAAGGGGCGCG
Aspergillus ochraceoroseus IBT 24754 is the source of this 2265-nucleotide messenger RNA. RefSeq lists its product as uncharacterized. The record is from RefSeq and is a predicted model, not a curated record. Gene Ontology annotation, biological process: regulation of DNA-templated transcription. Gene Ontology annotation, cellular component: nucleus. NCBI's taxonomy places the organism in Eukaryota, Fungi, Ascomycota, Eurotiomycetes, Eurotiales, Aspergillaceae. Bases 281 to 1942 code for a protein of 553 amino acids. Gene Ontology annotation, molecular function: transcription cis-regulatory region binding; DNA-binding transcription factor activity, RNA polymerase II-specific; zinc ion binding. The transcript has 6 exons.